GCGGCGCGAAUGCCACCUCGCCCGCUCGCCCGGGCGGCGCGCCACCGCCGGCGCCCGGGCCCGCGGGCAGGCCGCCGACGCCGACCGCCCGCGACGCCCCUCCUGCCGUGCCAGUGGCUCUGAGCUCCAAUUUCGAGGAGGCUGGAGCCGUGGGAGGCGCGGUGGUCCAGGAAGGGCCCCGCGGCGCCACCGCGCGGAGGCAGCGCGGAGGCCGCCGGCGCGGCGUCGCCAGCACCGCGCUCGGCGAGGCGCGCGCGGAAGGCGCGGAGGCGGUGCCGUUGGGCCGGGCGCCCGGGCAG
Messenger RNA from Prorocentrum cordatum, 299 nucleotides. Lineage: Eukaryota; Dinophyceae; Prorocentrales; Prorocentraceae. The record is from the annotation of a GenBank genome assembly.